AUGGUCAAUACCUACACGCAGGAGAGGAAGCAAGAGAUAAUCGGUGAAGUCCAAGCAGGCAGCGCUGUUACCACAGUCGCUACGGCGACCGGCGUCCACGAAAAGACGAUUCGGAAGUGGCUGGCGGCAGCAAAUGAGGGCAAGUCGCUUGCCUCCUCGAGGCCCGGGCCGAAGCCGUUCUUCCCCCCAGUUGCUGAGCAGCAGCUCUGCGACUGGGUCAUCGGUCGGCGCUUUAAAGAGCGCUUUCCCGUCCUGACAAGACGAACUGCGCAGGCGCUGUCACUCAAGCGCAACUGCAUCGUCCCCACCGAUCUAACUAUGCUUUUCAAUACGCUAGCAAAGCUCGUGAUUGAGUUGAAGCUCGAUGCCUCACGUGUGUUUAAUAUGGACGAGACGGCGUUUCAGAAACAACUCAAGAGCAAGAAAGUCGUAGCGGUCAAGGGGUCGAGCAACGUUUGGAGCACCGAGCCUACGGCGAAUUUUCACCUCACCAUCGUGGCGUGCGGAAGCGCUGCUGGAUUCGUGGUGCCUCCGGCAUUUAUUUUGCCGGGGAAGACAGUGUCAUCACGGCUUCUAGAGAACUGUGAGGCGCCAGGAGCCGCUGUGUCGUCAUCGCCUUCUGGCUUCAUGAACACGGAGCUAUUCGAGUAUUCCUACCACCAAACGGAAGCACCUCCUGCACCGUUGGAUGUCGCGGUGUUCUCCACGCUCAGGAACAAGAUCCGGAACCUGAUAGGCGAGCUGGUUGAAGAAGAAGACAGCGGAUUCUACAGUAUCAGCAAGGAGGACGCCAUCGUCGUGGCGGGCAUGGCGUGGAGAGGGGCCAAGAUCAGUCGCAACAUCAAGCGGGGUUUCAAGGCCUGUGGACUGUAUCCACUGUCGCUGGUCAAGAUGGGCUCUCGACUCGAUGCGUUCGCCCGCAACGGAGCCCCUCGUCACGUCCAGCUCGCUGCGUGGCUACAUAUGCGCGAGAUUGUCCAAGAUGAAGCUCUGACGCUUCCAGCGCCGCCCCCCAAGGACAUCAGCACCAAGCGCAAGCGUGUAUCCGUAGGCGGCCGCCUGCUGACACACGCCGUGCUACAAGCAGGCAUGCCGAAAAUAUGA
This is a messenger RNA of Phytophthora sojae, 1104 nucleotides long. RefSeq lists its product as hypothetical. The record is from RefSeq and is a predicted model, not a curated record. NCBI's taxonomy places the organism in Eukaryota, Oomycota, Peronosporomycetes, Peronosporales, Peronosporaceae. Gene Ontology annotation, cellular component: nucleus. Gene Ontology annotation, biological process: DNA transposition. The coding region runs from base 1 to 1104 and encodes 367 amino acids. Gene Ontology annotation, molecular function: DNA binding; transposase activity. The transcript is spliced from 3 exons.